This is a messenger RNA of Gorilla gorilla gorilla (western lowland gorilla), 3931 nucleotides long. RefSeq lists its product as uncharacterized. The record is from RefSeq and is a predicted model, not a curated record. NCBI's taxonomy places the organism in Eukaryota, Metazoa, Chordata, Mammalia, Primates, Hominidae. The transcript is spliced from 4 exons. The coding region runs from base 46 to 543 and encodes 165 amino acids.
ACGUGGCAACCUGAGCCUGUUCCCAGGCUCAAUUCACAGGAGCCCAUGUUCAGUGGUUAUUUAAUAGCUUUGAAAUGCCAUUCACCUGUGGCCCAUUUCAAGUUUCCCAUGAUUCUUAGGAAGACCCUGGCCUCCAUCUUGAAAACGGAAAAUAAAAACAGCAGACCUCUGAAGGUCGAAGGGGAAGAAAAGCUGUAUCGAUUGUUGAGAUCUGGCGACUUGUUUAAAUUUCAUCAGCCUCACUUCUAUGAACUCUCAGGCCUCACGUGUACCAGCACUCUGCUCUCCUUUGCCUUGGGACGUUCCAUCCCUGGAAGUUUCCCUGCCCACAUCUUUGUAGAGAGUCCAUUCUCCAAGCUUCAGUGUGUCAUCUGUGAGGACUGUGACCUACCUGGUACAUCGCCUCAGGGCAUUCAUUUCAGGCUCCUUCUAAAUGGUCAAGGAUCUUGGAAGCAGAGGGGUCUGCAGAAGUGCUUGCAACACUUUCAGCCUCAACCAACAUCAGAGACAAAAAUCCUUUCUGGAAUGAGCGCCCAUCGCUAGUUGCUUCCUGGAGGAAUUUCCCAAAAUAAAAGUGCCUAUCCACAAAUCCGUCUCCUGAGGCUGCUUUUUUGGAGAAUUCAAGUUAAGGAAGAUUUCUAUUGGAUCAAUAUAUGUACAUGAAGUUCACUUUACUCUUCAUUUCCAGUGAAAAUGCUUUGGCAAUUUUGAGUACAAUUUAAAUAUUUUCUUCAUUAUUUUGCAAUUCAGUUUUAGACAUGCUUUAUCUUUAUUCUGUUAUAAAACUUUAAGACUUCCAACUCUUAUAUACCACCUCAGAUAUCUUCUAGCUUUUAUACCAGACAGAUGAUAAUCUGUAAAUAAAUAUUUAAAUGUACUAGAAAUUCAGUUAUUAAAGGACUAUUAUGAAGAUGUAAUCCUUUUGCUGGUAAAAGCAAACUUACUUACUGGCUAGUAUAUGUAUUUUCAUGUAUUUUAACUCAGAUUUUAUUUGUGUUAUUUCAGGUUUGUAUGGAUUUUAAUCCCUAUUGCUGGUGCACUUCACUUGGGCUUGGAAACUUUUUUCCCAUUUUCGUAGUAAUGAUCCAUAAAUACUUUGAAUAGUAUGUACACAUAGAUAUUUCUCUUUUUAUUGGGAAAAAAGAAAGUAUUUUUCUUGCUGUUCCUGCAACUCAUUAAUCACAAUGCUAUAUAUGCUAUUAAUUAUGCUUAAAUGUAGUUUGCUUGUAUAAUUUGUGAACCUCCAAUAACUCAAGACUUUCAAAUUAUUUGUCUUCCAUGUUGACAUUUUGAUUACUAAAACAUUCCUAAAGCUAGAAGGAGGACUAAUAACGUAGGAUUAAAACUGUGAAUCACCUUUUGAUUAAACACUCAGCAAUCUUUGUUGCUAAAUCUUCACUCAGAGACUAACUGUAAGUCUCAUUUGAACUUAUAGAUGUUAAUUCCAUAUUGAUCACCAUAGCCUGGUAGAUGCAAUGCAUAUUCGCUCAGCUCAUAGUUUUAAUUUAAAGUGGAUAUUGAUGCUUUGUAAUGAGAACAGUGGUCUCUAAUCAUGCAGCUUCAAUAAAUAAAGCUGAGGGAACAGUGGGCAGCAUUGGUGACAGUGGCAUUUGGUGACAAUCUGUUCUAAAUGUUGAAUGUAACAUAUCUCUUGAGUUCACAUAUUCACUCAACUCCAUCUCUACUGAGGUAACCUAGACUUCCGUUUAUAUAGUCUUGAUAGUGGUAAUAAUAUAUGUGUAAAUAUAAAGAUGUUUAUUUUGUAAAAUAACUCACACAUCUCAUCUAAUUUGACUUGAAAAAUUAUCUUUUGAUGUGUAUGAAACAGUUAUAGAUAUUUCCAUUUAGCAUCAGAUAAAUUGUGUUACUGGUGACCAAAUUACAAUAACUAACAAAUGGGGAAUGCAGAAACCAGGUGCUCUGGUUCCUGGCCCAGCGAUAUUCUAGAUUUCCACUGUUCUCUGCUUUAUGUUCUCACUACGCAUUAUCUCCUCAACUAGUGUCUUCCAUACACAAACUCACUCUCUCUCUCACAUUCUUCCCUCCUCCACCUGUUUCAAUAAAUAGUGAGAUACACACUGGGAACUAGAACAGCUGAAUCUUUUGUAGUUUUAGUCAACCUGAGUUUUGGAUAUAAUCUUGCUGUGAUGGUUAAUUUUAUGUGUCAGCUUGGUGAGGCUGUAGGACCCAGUUAUUUAAUCAAACGUGGAGUGAGGCAUUGUCAGAUCAUGGGGAACAUCUAUAAUCAGUCAACUUUAAGUAAAGGAGACUACCGUGCAUAACAUGGUUGGGUCUCAUCCAAUCAUCUGAAGGCCCUAAAAAACCAAACACCACAUGUUCUCACUCAUAGGUAGGAAUUGAACAAUGAGAACACAUGGACACAGGAAGGGGAACAUCACACACCGGGGCCUGUUGUGGGGUGGGGGGAGGUGGGGAGGGAUAGCAUUAGGAGAUAUACCUAAUGCUAAAUGACAAGUUAAUAGGUGCAGCACAUCAACAUGGCACAUGUAUACAUAUGUAACAAACCUGCACAUUGUGCAUGUGUACCCUAAAACUUAAAGUAUAAUAUUAAAUAAAAAAGAGCAAAAACUGAAGUUUUCCAAAGAAGAAGACAUUCUGCCGCAAGACAGUAACAGCAACUUGUGCCUGACUUUCCAGCCUGUCAGCCUGCCCUAUGGCUUUCAGACUUGCCGGCCUGCCAGCCUCUGCAAUCCUGUGAGCCAAUUCCUUAAAAUAAAGCUCCUGAUAUAACGUAGGGUAUAUAUAUCCUAUUGGUUCUGUUUCCCUGGAGAACUCUGACUGAUGCACUUGCCUUACGUUUUCUGAGAAUAUCAAUAUAAUACAAUUUGUACACCACUGACAUUGUUAUGUUCCUUAAAGGAUCUCUGUACAUCUGCUCUUGCCCCUUUCUACUGUCCUUACUCCUUGCCAAAAUUUCAAUUUUCAAUUGUAGUUUUGAUACUAUAAAUUCUCUUCAUUUCUUGCAUCCUGUCUUAGCAAUAUUUUCUGUCUUGAAAGUCUUUCUAUUUUCUCUAUUUUAUCUCUAAAUUAGUGAGCAUGAUCUUAAUGGAUAGAACAAAAAAAAAACUGCCAUCAACCGACUCCCUUCAAUCUUCCUAUUAAUAAACUAAGUAGCACUUUACUUUAUACUCAAAAUAUCUUACAUUAGUCACACACACAUACACACACACACAAAUACACAUAAAUGCACAUACACACUGAAUUCUAAGGAAUAUAUCUUAUUUUUUCAAUUGUAUAGUGCAACCUAUUUAUAGUUUCACAGCAGAAGGCUGAGGAGCAAGGAAUCACCUACUAUAAACUCAAUCACAAAUACUGAUGUUCAUAAUUAGGGUUUGAAUACUUUGAUACUUAUGGCAUUUGCCUGCUAGUAAUGAGGUAGUGAGGCAUUUUGGUUGCCUACUGGAAUUCUCCUGGAUAUUCUACAUAGAACUGAAAUUAAACCUGGUCAAAAUUAACUCCCAACUUCUUUUUCCAAACUCUUUUUCUCUUUUAUUGUAUUCCCCAUUGGGUUAUUGGUAAUAUCAUCCACUGUUUUCAGUGACUCUUGAUUGUACAUUUUUCUUCACUAUAUGUCUCCAAUGGGACCCCAAAUUCUGCUAAUUCCAUUCCCUGCUAAAUGCACCAUGAUCUGUUCAGCUUCUAUAACUUUUCACACUGAUUCAUUCAUUUAAUAAAUGUUUAUUGAACGUGUAAUUUAUGUCAGGCAUGGUUGUAGGUGCCCACGAUACAUUAGGGAAUAAGGCAAGGAAGUGUACCUUUGUGGAGUUUACGUGUCAAAAGGGUAAGACAGACAAUUGACAGUUAAUAUAAUUAAUUAAUUAUGUAUGAUAGAAGAUUUUUUUUUUCAUUAAAGAAAACAGAACAGGGCAGACACCCUGUGAACUGGCUGACUCAAUAUGUAUUUAAUAAA